AUGCACAACAUUGAGUAUUUGCUGAAAUAUCUAUUAGACAGUACAACCUUGAAAAUAGAAAGGCUAGAGGAAAUUGCGAACCCGCAGCAAACAGCAGCAUUUGAGAAGAGAUUUGGAGAUACAAAGAGAAUAAGGGCAUUCUGUACCGAGAUAGGCCCCACGACUUACUUUCCUGUUUUCGGUGUUCCACUAUCUCAGGAUUCCAUCACCCACAAGGUUAAACUCUGCUCUGUUGCUGUUGGAGAGUCGAUUUAUGUAUCGAAAGAAUAUGUCAAGCAGAUGAAUCCUCCUGGGCACUACAACUCUUUCAUUACCAGCGACCCUGGAUAUCAUGUGGGGUUCCUAUCUGACUCACAGACAGACAUAAGGAAUUAUUGGUAUGCCAUCAAGGACCCAAGCAAAAUUCUGCCUCUUUUUGAAAUAACCUUUGAAUACGAUGCAGAGCUAGAGAUGAGGUCGAAGGGAAGCUUUAUAUGUGAUAGAUGCCGUGUGAACCAAUCGACAUCCUUCUGCCCUGCAGAAAGGGCAAGUUUUUGUAGUGACUGUGAUGAAGAGGUGCACAAUGACCAUUUUCUCAAAAGACAUGUAAGAUAUUACUUCAAUGAAGUUGGAAAGAAAAAGUUUAUUUACUGUGCUAGCCACAUGGACACGAUGGUAGAUUACUUCUGUGAAGAGUGCUUUAUUCCGGUCUGUACCAAGUGUAAGAUAAGUGGAAACCAUUCUGAACUUCCAAAUGGAUCUCAUAGUCUCUUGAAUUAUGUAGAGGCCUGUGACAAACUUCAGGAGCUCUUAAAGGCAGGGGAAUUGCGAUUGGUCGAGGAGGAGAAAAAACUUAAGGAAAGUAUAGGUGACUUCAGGAAAAAUGUUGAGGCCUUCCAGAGCAAUAUCAGCGAUGUUCGAAAUAAGAUUGAAAGCGAGUAUAGAAAUGCUAUGAAUGAGCUACAUGCAUUUGAAAAAAAGGAGUUUCAGAUCAUAAACACCCACUAUAUUUCAUAUCUUAUUAAGCUGGCUGAAAUUGAAAGAAUGAGAGAAUACCCUUCUGGCCUUGAGCCUUCGCAGCUUCUUAGAACCUUCAAGAGUGUCACCAUGCAGAGGGAGUCACUGGGUGAAAGUAGCGAGGAUGGGGUUUUUAAGCCUGUAGAAAUAUCGUUGAAGGGGCGGCUCACUCUUAAGGACGAGGAAAACUACACUACAAGAAAAGGAUACUUUCCAAGGAUGGAGAAGAGUACGCAGCUUUAUGUGGAAACAAGAGGAAUCAAUGUCAAUUCGCACGGGAAAAGCAAAUAA
Messenger RNA from Encephalitozoon hellem ATCC 50504, 1287 nucleotides. RefSeq lists its product as uncharacterized. Gene Ontology annotation, biological process: positive regulation of DNA-templated transcription. Gene Ontology annotation, molecular function: ubiquitin-protein transferase activity; zinc ion binding. The record is from RefSeq and is a predicted model, not a curated record. The coding region runs from base 1 to 1287 and encodes 428 amino acids. The transcript has a single exon. Lineage: Eukaryota; Fungi; Microsporidia; Unikaryonidae. Gene Ontology annotation, cellular component: chromatin; nucleoplasm.